AUGUUCUUAGUGAGCUUCAUUUAUUUUUCAGAUAAGCCAUCACCAGUGUGGGAUGCGGGAGCCCAGAAUGUGAAGGUGUUCACACCAGAUAGUGCAUCAGCUCAGCAUGGGGAGAGCCAGUGGGAUUGGAAUUCCACCGGCUGGGACGCUGCGCCCGUCACUCCAGUGUCCGCGCCUCCCACCAGCCACGCUCCCCCGCAGCACUUUCCGCCUGCGUCGGCCGGAUACGCCCCUCCCGCGAGCUCCGGCCCUGGCUUCCCUCCCAGCCACCAGUCGGCGGUGCCGGACCCGCCACCGGCGCCACACCAGCCGAGUAUGAACUACCCCCCGCCGGCGGGAGCGGCCUCUGUGGGCGCUCAUCCGACGGCCGGCGCGGAGCCCUUCCCGGCCCACCCGGCGGCCAGCAGACCCCCCGCCAACAUGGCCCGAGCUAGUGGUCCACCGGCCAACGCCGCCCGGACCGGCUACCCACCGCCGCCGGCCAGCUACCCGCCCGAGGUGCCUUACUCCGCGCCCGGUCAGCCGCCGGGCACCUUCCCUGGCGCCCCGCCGCCGGCGAACGCGGCGCAUGUGUCACAUCCGCCGCCGCAGGCAGCGCCGGAUAGGUACCCGGGAGCGCCGCAUACGCCGUACACCGCGCACGAUGUGACUGGUGAUCAGUUUGGCGCUCAGACGGGACACGCCCCUGAUCAGUCGAGCUACCCGCCGGCCAGUGUUGCGGCGGAACCCUACUCCAACGAGGGGUACACGGGAGCGGAACAGUACCCGCCGAACAGUCACGGCUAUCUCCCCCCGGCCGGAGAGGGAUACCCUCCGGCUGGCGGUGCCCCGGGCGAGCCUUACUCAACGAAUCUGGACGCGCCUCCCGCGGGAGAGUACGGAGGUUACGGUGCGCAGAACGGUGGUGACUGGGGAUGGGACAGCGGGUGGGGCGAGCAGCCGGCUUACAAUGCUGCUGAGGCGCAACAAGAGCCGCUACCCCCGCCCGCUGCCGGUCCUGGCGCGGGGCAGCAGCUCGGAGCGCCGGGACAGCAUCCUGGACAGUCGGGGCCGCAUCAGGGACCAACAGGACCACACGCUGGUCCGCCUGGUCCGCCCGGUCCCCUGGGACCUCACCCGGCGCCUCCGACCGAAGACCCGUACUCUAGCGACGGUUGGGGCUGGGGUGACGAGCCCGGUCCGUCCCCUGCCGCCGCCGCCCAGCCGACUCCCUCAGCGGGAGCGGAGGAGGAUCUGGGCACUGUGGGGGUGUUUUUCGGUGGAGGGGACGACGACGGGUCACAGGUGGAGGCUGUGACGGCCGGUGUGGCGCACUUGCAGAUGAACGGGGAGGCCGAGCCGACGCACAACGGUGAGUAGAGAAACUGGGAGGGUGGUCAGGGCAUAAGAUAGGGAGGGAAGCACGGUAGCUGGAGGGAGAGGUGAAUGACUCACACGGGAUAGAGGGAGGGGAGGUGGCUAUUGAACAGAGGAUGAACGAAAGUGGAUGAUAUGCUGGGAUUGAAUAGGGGAAUGAAUGUGAAAGGUGUGAAUGAGGUACUCGUCUCGGGAGAAUCUACCUGCGCUCUGGUAUGAAUGCUAAGAGUUCUGCUAUUUAUGUUGGUAUCACGGCAGUUGUGAACCGUUUGAAUCGUACGGAACGACAGAUGCUUGCAGGCUAGCUGUGGGGUAUCCAUUUUGGGUACCUAUUUGUUCGGUGCGAACGUAAUAGCUAUUUGUCAGUAGCAAAAGGUUAUAAUGUUUUUGGUAUCCCCGGUCCUGGCAGCGAGUGACAUUUGAAGACACCAAAUGGAAAGUCAAAUAUUUACUUGGGAAAAUAUUUCGGUUUAGAAGUUAGAACAUCCGAUUUUGAGCCAUCUCGAACCAACCGUUUUGUCACAUAUUUCAAACAUCCCACCAUCUUUGUCCACCCAGCUCGAGCGUUUCAUAAAGCAGAAAUAACUACGUCGCGGUCUAAAUGCAGUGGUCUGUAUUGUCGCCUGGCAGCGGCGCCUACACUCGCCGUGGACAUUAUGAGGCGGCCGCAGUGGCUGCCCGUGGCACAUGACGGGCCCGGUCGAUAGAACAGAAUGUAGAUGGAAGUGGGUGGGCUGAUGGUUGUCUGGGCGACACUGUUAGACGCGGCAACAAGUCAGGAUGGCCUCUUAACGACGGGGAAAUGGUAAUGGU
Amphibalanus amphitrite is the source of this 2169-nucleotide messenger RNA. RefSeq names its product basic proline-rich protein-like. The transcript has 2 exons. Bases 1 to 1359 code for a protein of 452 amino acids. The record is from RefSeq and is a predicted model, not a curated record. Lineage: Eukaryota; Metazoa; Arthropoda; Thecostraca; Balanomorpha; Balanidae.